Fusarium redolens is the source of this 2073-nucleotide messenger RNA. RefSeq lists its product as uncharacterized. Gene Ontology annotation, molecular function: protein binding. NCBI's taxonomy places the organism in Eukaryota, Fungi, Ascomycota, Sordariomycetes, Hypocreales, Nectriaceae. The record is from RefSeq and is a predicted model, not a curated record. The transcript has 7 exons. The coding region runs from base 1 to 2073 and encodes 690 amino acids.
AUGGCACUCGAGGGCCUUGGAAUCGCGGCUAAUGUCCUCGGCGUGGUUGAUAUAUCGGCUAAAGUAAUCGACUGGUGCGUACGAUACGCCCAGGAUGUAUUACAUGCCAAAGAGGACAAGAAAAGGCUGGUGGACGAAGUCACGCGUCUUAAUCUAGCUUCGGUGAACGCCUGCGAACUAUUACGUGGGCCGCAUGGCUUAAGACUUAAAGCAUCUUAUGCGCUCUAUCUCGCAACAAGGCAGCUUGCUAGGGGAAGUGGGCAGGCUAAAAUUGGCUUCGAGGCUUUAAAAUGGCCAUUCAAGAGCAAGGAUGUCCACUUAAUUCUUCUCGAUGUCGACCAUAAGGUCGCCUUUGACACACUGCCUAUCGCAGAAGGAGCCUUAUUCGACUCCCAUGCUGAAGAAUAUAACCCGAUAUACUUGCCUAAUACCCGCAAGGAGCUGCUUAAAGAAAUCGAUAGCUGGAUAGCUGACCCUAAGUCGAAGACAAUAUUCUGGCUGAAUGGCAUGGCUGGAAUGGGAAAAUCGACCAUCUCACGAACUGUUGCUCGCUUACGGUCUAAGCGAGGUGAUCUCGGCGCCAGCUUCUUCUUCAAGGGAGGAGAGACUGACCGAGGGAACCUGACUAAGUUUGUACCUACGGUGGCCCGUCGAUUGGCUUGGAGCACGCCGGGGGUUGCGCCGUUUAUUAAGAGUGCAGUUGAUGCUGAUCUAGCGAUUAUUGACAAGGCCGUGAGGGAGCAGUUUGAGAAGCUUGUUCGAGAGCCGCUGUUAAAAGCACCAGCAACGUCAUUGUCUCGACCGAUAGCUGUUAUUGUUGUCGAUGCGUUGGAUGAGUGCGAGAUGGAUGCUGAUAUUAAGCUCCUUCUUGAACUUUUCUCUAGCCUACGCUUCGCGGGUUCUUUAUGUGUUCGAGUGCUUAUUACCAGUAGACCCGAACUUCCUGUAUGUCUUGGCUUUUCGUCCAUCGGCAAUACCCAUCAAGAUCUUGUAUUACAUAAAAUCCCGCAAUUGAUUAUUGAGCAUGAUAUAUCUGUCUUUCUGCGCCAUGAGUUCACUAACAUCUGCAACAGGUUUAAUAAAGUGGCAGAAGAAGAGCUAAAGCUACUAGUGCACUGGCCUGGAGAAUCUAACCUCGAGAAGCUUAUAAUGGCGGCGGUGCCUUUCUUUAUUUUUGCUGCGACCCUUUGCCGAUUCGUCAACGACUCAUAUCUCGGUAGCCCUAAUGAGCUUCUGCAGAGUGUACUCUAUCACACUAGUAACGGUUAUGCCUUAAACCUUGAUAUGACCUAUUUACUAAGCUUCUGUCUUAUUAUUAGCAUUAUUAUUAUGCUAGCUAGUCCUUUAUCGAUGUAUGCUUUAGCGCUACUUCUUGAAGUUUAUAUUAAUAAGGUUCCGGAAAACCUUAACUUGCUAGUGCGAUUACUCUAUUUAUCGUUCCGAGAGUACCUCGUUAAUCUAGAGAACAGAGAGAUAGUUAAGUUCUGGGUAUUGACCUGGGACUCGGAGACGGACGAUUGGCAAGGGUCAGAGGGCCAUGGGGGCAUUGUCAGAUCGGUGGUGUUCUCGCACAACUCGAUCAAACUGGCAUCGGCCUCGAACGACAUGACGGCACGGAUAUGGGACGCGGAGACGGGCGAGUGUGAGCGAGUGCUAGAGGGCCAUAUCGACCAGGUGAACUCGGUGGUGUUCUCACACGACUCGACGAAGCUGGCAUCGGCCUCAGAUGAAAGCGCGCUACGGAUCUGGAACGUGGAGACUGGAAUAUGCAAGGACAUCAUUAUGUUAGACGUCUAUGCAGAUGUUCUUUCUUUUAUGGACGAUGAGCGUGGCAUCGUCACAGAUCAUGGUGUAUUUACCUUGACUGGCGACUUAGAAUCUCGUACAGAGCCUCCCAUAUCCUUGCAACCUUCGGAGGCCGUAACGCUCGCCUCUCGGGACGGCACAUGGGUUAAGACGGCAGGAAUGGACUUACUUUGGCUAUCUCCUGAAUGUCGCCACGGACAAAGUUAUGUUCUUAAGGUUUUCUUCAACGGACAUAGUGGAGAUAACGCAACCGUGACAAUGGAAUGA